GCUUCCCGAUCCCCGACUCCCCUUCCCUCGUACGGUACCUCCCUCUCAUCCUUCUUCUCUCUGCCCUUCCCUCGCUCGCCCGCUCCCCCCCGCCCUUCGCUUGCCGUCCCACUCCCCUUGCUUCCGUGGCGCCCACGCCGCGCACGCGUGCUCGCCUCGCCUCGCCUGGAGACCCGUCUCCGCCGCCCUCCCGCGUCGCGGCGCAAGAGGACACAACUGAAUUUCGUCAGUGGCGAACCGCAUUUGCCUUUGGUGUGACAGCUGAAUCUUUGUGGUUCAAAGGCGAUUGAUUUGGGUUCAGUGACGCCUAAUGAGCUCCCAAGUCUCCACAUCACGGGGUCUUCACCCCCCGGGCAAGCUUGGGACAUUUGAGUCGCCCCAUGCCUGGCCGCUGCCAGCGCCUACAGCCCAGCCCGAAGCGGGCCGUGGUGAUGAUCAGGAGGUCAGGCUGUUGUCGGUUGCCUGGAACCAGGAUUGUGGAUGCUUUGCUGCUGGUACCAGCAACGGGUUCAGGAUCUUUAACUGCGAACCUUUCAAGGAGACUUUCAGGAGGGACCUUAAGAGCGGCGGGUUCGGGAUUGUCGAGAUGCUGUUCCGUUGCAACAUCCUUGCUCUUGUAGGCGGCGGCUCCAAUGUGCAGUACCCGCCGAACAAGGUGAUGAUCUGGGAUGACCACCAGAGCCGUUGCAUUGGAGAGUUCGCCUUUCGCUCUGAUGUCCGGGCGGUAAAAUUAGCAAAGGACUACAUCGUGAUUGUCCUCGAGCGCAAGAUAUUCGUUUACAACUUCACCGAUUUGAAGCUGCUCUACCAGAUUGACACCCUGUCAAAUCCCAAGGGACUUUGCUGCCUCUCUCAUCAUUCCAAUACUUCAGUUUUGGCCUGCCCUGGGGUGCACCAGGGGCACGUUCGCGUGGAGCAUUUCGGGCUGAAGAUGGCGAAGACAAUCCCAGCUCAUGAUUCACACAUCUCUUGCAUGUCACUGACAAUGGAUGGUCUUCUACUGGCAACCGCAAGCUCGAAGGGCACUUUGAUCAGAAUAUUCAACACAAUGGAUGGCACUCGCCUACAAGAGGACAUGCAGGUACGCAGAGGUCUUGACAAAGCAGAAAUAUAUAGCAUUGCGUUGUCACCAAAUGUGCAGUGGUUGGCAGUGUCCAGCGACAAAGGGACUGUUCAUAUUUUCUCCCUGAGAGUCAGAGUUGCUGGGGAGGAUGCAAGCAGUGAGCAACGCGCUCUUGAAGGUCCACGGAUGGAUCACCAGAAUUCUUCAAGUUCUAUCGAUCCUCUUAUUCAGGCGAACACUGGAUCCAAUGCGAGUUCAUCACUGUCUUUUAUGAGAGGGAUCCUGCCGAAGUAUUUCAGUUCAGAGUGGUCAUUUGCUCAGUUCCAUUUACCAGAAGUCACUCGUUAUAUAGUAGCCUUUGGUGCCCAGAAUACUGUGAUGAUGGUUGGCCUGGAUGGCAGCUUCUACAGGUGCAGCUUUGACCAAGUGAAUGGAGGGCAGAUGUUGCAGAAGGAAUAUUUCCGGUUUCUUAAGUCCGACAACCCACCUUUCAGGACCGCAGCCGCUUGACCUGCAUGAUGAUCAUCCCACCUUGUAAAUACCGAAGGUUGUGCCCGGUCUAUUGUACAUAUCAUCUUCUCGCCGGCUAAGUUAUAGGCAGCCGGAAUAAUGAGAGCUGGCUGUUGGAUCGCAACCUACAGGAUUUCAACGUUCAGAUAAGAUUUCUGAAGCGGUUGGUGUCCCAUCCAAAUUGCAAGCAUUAUUUGCGUUACUCUUGUUUUCUUCAAACGAGAACACCCAUUGGUACAUAUAACAUAAAAGUUCAAUAACGUUGACCAUGUGGCAUUGUGCGUCUGCAAGGUUGUGUAACAAAUCUCAGACAUGUUCUUGCCUGUGGCUUAUUAUUGAUCUUGAUGACUGUUACGUACUA
Sorghum bicolor (sorghum) is the source of this 1934-nucleotide messenger RNA. RefSeq names its product autophagy-related protein 18d. The record is from RefSeq and is a predicted model, not a curated record. Gene Ontology annotation, cellular component: extrinsic component of membrane; cytosol; phagophore assembly site membrane. NCBI's taxonomy places the organism in Eukaryota, Viridiplantae, Streptophyta, Magnoliopsida, Poales, Poaceae. Bases 311 to 1573 code for a protein of 420 amino acids. The transcript is spliced from 5 exons. Gene Ontology annotation, molecular function: protein binding; phosphatidylinositol-3,5-bisphosphate binding; phosphatidylinositol-3-phosphate binding. Gene Ontology annotation, biological process: protein lipidation; autophagy of mitochondrion; nucleophagy.